GCUUUCAUUCAACUAAUAAGACUAGUUACUGUUGUGUCAGUAUAGUUGUGAGUCGGCUUCUACGCAGACAUGAGUCGAAUUAGAUUCAAAGUUAAUGCAAUACCAUACUCAGUGGGAGGUGAGGUUAGUUCAGACCUGACGUUGGCGGACUAUAUCCGACAAAACCUAGAGCUGCGUGGUACCAAGUACAUGUGUCGUGAGGCUGGGUGCGGAGCUUGCAUUGUGUCUGUCGUCAAAUGCCCAGGAGGACCGGUCGAAGCUGUUAAUUCGUGUAUGGUAUCAAUUACGUCAUGUCAAGAUUGGGAAAUUACAACGAUAGAAGAAUUGGGGAACAGAAACAAAGGGUACAACGUUCUACAGAAGACUUUGGCUGAUUAUAAUGGGACCCAAUGUGGGUAUUGCUCUCCAGCUUGGGUCAUGGCGAUGCACAGUCUCCUCAAAGGCAACAAUGAUUUAACGAUGCUAGAAAUAGAGAAAUCCCUCAGCAGCAAUGUCUGCAGAUGUACUGGCUACAGACCCAUAUUGGACGCCUUCAAAAAAUUUGCCAAAGACUGCCCUAAAGAGCAUAGAAUUUUAGACAUAGAAGAUUUGACUAUCUGUAAGAGAACUGGUAAAAAAUGUGAUAAGAGUAAUUGUAAUGACGAAGACUGGUGCAUAAUUGAAAAAGAAGAAUACAAGGCCGAGGGUAUUAUAGAAAUACCGUUGCAUGACAAUAAAUAUUGGUACCGUGUUACGAAUGUUGAUGAUAUAUUCAAAAUUCUUAAUCAGAAAGGAUAUGACUCAUAUAUGCUGGUCUUUGGGAAUACGGCUAAAGGUGCAUAUCCAAUCUUCGAAUAUCCGAAAGUAUUGAUUGAUAUUAGCGCUGUAGCCCAAUUAAAGAUUUGCCUUUAUGACCAGAAUUUAGUAGUAGGUGUUGGAUUGACGCUUACCGAAUUAUUGAAUACUUUCGAGACAGCUUCAAAGGAAGAAUACUUCAAGUACCUGAGGAAGCUUUACGAACAUUUGUUAUUGGUCGCCCACAUACCCGUCAGAAAUAUUGGUUCCGUAGGUGGUAAUUUGAUGAUAAAACACAUGCACAAUGAAUUUCCGUCUGAUGUGUUUUUGUUGUUUGACACAGUUGGGGCUCAGCUUGAGUUGCAGAACUCAAGAGGUCAAACCAAAGUGGUCACUAUGCAGCAAUUCCUAAAAGAAGACAUGAAAGGAAAGAUUAUUCUACACAUUCUUUUACCCCCACUGACGGAUCAGCAUCGCCUUGUUACCUUCAAGGUAAUGCCGCGAUCACAGAGCGCUCAUGCGAUCGUCAACGCAGCGUACCUAUACAAACUGAAUAGCAACGGCACGGUGAUAGAGUGCAGAAUCAGCUACGGAGGUCUAUCUUCACAAUUUACCAGAGCUUUCGCGACUGAAAGCUUCUUAGUCGGUAAAGCUCUCUUCACGAACAACACUCUACAGAGAGCUCUUAAUAUACUGAAAAACGAACUGGUCGUGACAGAGAUGCCGCCUGAACCUUCGGCAAAAUAUAGAGAGAAAUUAGCUUUGAAUCUAUUUUAUAAGGGACUCCUAACGCUUUGUCCAAACAAUCAGCUGAAUUCCCGCUAUCGAUCAGGUGCUAUUAAGAUCCAUGAGACACGACCCGUAUCCGAAGGCAGACAAAUCUUUGACACCAAUCCUACGGAAUGGCCUUUAGGUCAACCCAUACCCAAAGUUGAGGCUUUGAUCCAAUGCGCUGGAGAAGCCCAUUUUUCUGAAGACAUACCAACCUUACCUCGUGAAGUGUUUGCCGCUUUUGCAUUGAGUACAAUAUCUAAAGGAGACCUUGUGAAAAUAGAUCCAUCUCAAGCUCUGAACGUACCCGGAGUGAUUGCAUUUUACUCAGCGAAGGACAUUCCUGGUGAAAAUUCCUUUACACCAGCUCAAACUCUAUUUUACAUUGCUAACGAAGAAGUCUUCUGCAGCAGCAAAGUUGAAUAUUUCAAUCAACCCAUAGGAAUGAUUGUAGCGGAGACCCAACAAAUAGCUGACCGUGCAGCCAAACUGGUGAAGGCUAAAUAUGCCAACAUUAAAAAACCAGUCAUAGACAUCAAAGAAGCUAAGAAGGAUCCGAAAAGGAAUACUUUGUUUACUUCUAUGGAAGCAACAGACAGAGGUACCGAUGUAGUCAAACUUAUUAAAGGCAGUAACACAAUUUAUGGUCAGUACCAUUUUAUGAUGGAGAAUUUGAGCUGUGUGACUAAGCCUACAGAAGAGGGUUUGGAAGUCCACUCAGCCACACAAUGGAUGGAUGGAACCCAGGUCAUGAUUUCAAAGGCAUUGAAUAUUGACUGCAAUCGGAUCGAUGUGCAUGUUAGACGUCUCGGAGGAGCUUAUGGCAUGAAGAUUUCUCGCCCAAUCCAAGUAGCGAUCGCCUGCAGUCUUGCUGUUCAGAAGUUGAACAGACCCUGCCGAUUUAUUCAGUCGUUGACCACCACCACGAGGGCUAUUGGAAAAAGACUUCCGUGCUCUACCGAUUUCGAGGUUGGUGUGAACCGUUCGGGCGUGAUUCAGCAUAUGAAUUUUUAUAAGCUAUACGAAGACAACGGGUACAAGGUGAACGAGACGCUGACGUUUUUAGGAACCGACAUGUUUAACAACUGCUACAAUAACAGCAGGUGGAACUAUCAAUGUUACGAUUCCAUCACUGAUACUGCCAAAAAUACUUGGUGCAGAUCGCCUGGUACCUUAGAAAAUAUAUCUAUGGCCGAAUAUGUUGUAGAGCAGAUAUCAUACGAACUAUCUCUGGAUCCAUUUGAUGUUCGACUCGCAAACUUAGACACAACACGCUUCAAUGACUUAAAAGAAAUGUCUGAUACUCUUAAAAAAAACGCUGAGUAUACCAAAAGGCGUGCCGCUGUCACGAAAUUCAAUGCUGAAAACAGAUGGAAGAAACGUGGCCUUAGGUGCUCCUUCUCUAGGUGGACGCCAGCAGGAGGUCAGUACUUGGACACAAACAUGGCAGUCUACCACGAAGAUGGUACUGUUGCCAUUUGCCACGGUGGCAUAGAAAUGGGCCAAGGGCUGAACACAAAAGCGGCCCAAAUCUGUGCGUAUUACUUAAAGAUACCCUUAGAGAAAAUUCAGGUUAAGGCCAACAGCACGGUUUUGACACCUAACGGCUUUAUAUCCGGUGGAAGUCAGACGUCACUGAAUAUAGGCGUAGCUGUUACGAGGUGUUGUGAGGAACUGUUACGAAGAUUGCAGCCAAUAAGAUUGCAGAUGAACAACCCGACUUGGGAGGAAUUAGUGAAGAAAGCUUUUGAUUCUAAUGUCGAUUUGCAAGUUCAUGGUUUCGUUAGCGCUAUCGAUGCACAGAUCUAUAAUAUUUUCGGAGUUUCCUUGGCAGAAGUUGAGGUGGACGUUUUAACUGGAGAGUCGGAGAUAUUAAGAGUCGAUAUCCUACAAGACGUCGGGAAAAGCGUCAGCCCUGAAAUCGAUAUCGGACAAGUUGAAGGGGCAUUCAUCAUGGGUCUUGGGUACUGGACAUGUGAGAAGUUGGUAUAUGAACCUAAUACUGGGGAAUUACUCACUGACCGCACUUGGAACUAUAGCGUGCCCUUAGCAAGAGAUAUCCCGCAAGAUCUCAGAGUAUACUUCAGGAAGAACUCUUACAGUACUGAACUUUUUCUUGGAGCCAAAGCUACGGGAGAACCACCAAUGUGCUUAUCUAUAGUCAUAGCAUUUGCGCUUCGAGAAGCAAUAGCGGAAGCCAGGCGGGAAUCCGGGAUACCUACUACCGAAUGGUUUCAAAUUGAUGGUCCGUACAGAGUGGAAAGUCUGUGUUUGGCAGCCGCAAAUAAAACCGAUGACUUUAAAUUAAAUUAAAAUUUUACUAAUAGUUUGAGGAGGUCCCCUAAAUGAGUGCAGUAGAAUGACCUCGAGCAGGGAGAGGUGGCGCGACAUCGUGAGACGCAUCAAGUCUGCCCCUUCCAACACUACAUGACGAUCACGACCACUCUGUCAAGAGUGACACGAUUGAGAAGAAGAAGAAGAACUAAUGGUAUGCACUAAAAUUCGAUGAUUUUAUUAUUUUAUUACUAUUAAAUUAAAAUGCAAUAUGGGAGGAA
This is a messenger RNA of Bombyx mori (domestic silkworm), 4100 nucleotides long. RefSeq lists its product as uncharacterized. The record is from RefSeq and is a predicted model, not a curated record. Gene Ontology annotation, molecular function: iron ion binding; oxidoreductase activity; FAD binding. Lineage: Eukaryota; Metazoa; Arthropoda; Insecta; Lepidoptera; Bombycidae.